AUGAAACAUAUUGGACCUAUAUUAAAUAUUGUACUAACUCGAAAAAUCACACUUGGGUUUUUAAUAACUUUGAUUAUUCCAUCUCUUGCUGGUUCAUUUUUUGUAUUGUAUCGUGUAACACAAAAGAGAGAAAUAUUUAAACAACUACAUAAUCAGUUGAUUUUCUGUAUUUUUAUGGUUUAUUUUAUUCAGACCAUACUUGAUCUACCUCUUACAAUCACAUUUCUUCAUCGAGGUGUAGUGGCAAUUCCAAAUUAUUCGUUUUGUGCAUAUUGGUUUAUUCUAAUGUCUGCUCUUAAUAUGUGCACUAUGCAUUUAAAUGCUUAUUUAUCAGUUGAGCGUUAUUUACUCGUAUUUCAUCAUAAAUUCAUAUUUAAAUACAAGAUCUUGACACAUUAUAUGCCAAUGUUUUUUAUACUUAUCAAUUCAGCAGUCUUUACAUUUUGUGUUGUAAUUUUUUAUCCAUGUCAAAAUGAAUUUAAUUAUGAUGCUAUACUGUGUGGUACUUCAUGUGCUGUAUUAGAUCCAAUAUUUGGGGUGUUUUUAUGGGUAAAUUCAUUUGUUGCACCAUUACUUAUUAUUAUUUUGUCAAACGGCUUUCUUCUUCUGAAAGUUAUUUGUCAGAAACGACGAAUGUUACAGAAAAAUAUCUGGCACAGAAAUAAAAAGAUGGUUUUACAACUUAUAUCAGUUACUGGAAUGUUAUAUAUUUCUUGGUUACCUCUAACUACUGCCACUGUUAUCAACAUAGCACAUCCAACUCAACUCUUAUCUGAACUUCAUCUCAAUUGGUACUUGAUUGGUUUGAUUUAUAUUCCUGUAUUAAGUUCACCAAUCACAACUAGUAUUGCAAUACUUGAACUAAGAGAAGAUCUUCGUGCAUGGUUUAAUAGAAGACGUCCAUUUUUUCGUGGCGUUCAAAUACAUGCCAUCAUUCCAACUGGAACUCAGUAA
Messenger RNA from Adineta ricciae, 954 nucleotides. NCBI's taxonomy places the organism in Eukaryota, Metazoa, Rotifera, Eurotatoria, Adinetida, Adinetidae. The record is from the annotation of a GenBank genome assembly.